AUGUCGGGCAUCACCGACUCCACCUCCAAAAUGCAAGUCGAUGCACCCGCUGCCGAAAUCGACGAGUCUCUAUACAGUCGUCAACUCUAUGUGCUCGGCCAUGAGGCCAUGAAGCGCAUGGGUGCUUCCAACAUCCUCGUCGUUGGACUCAGAGGCCUGGGUGUCGAGAUCGCCAAGAAUGUUGCUCUUGCUGGCGUCAAGAGCCUGACCGUCUACGAUCCUGCCCCCGUUGCCAUGCCCGAUCUCUCCUCUCAGUUCUUUCUCACCCCCGCCGAUGUUGGCAAGCCCAGAGACCAAGUCACAGCCCCUAGAGUAGCUGAGCUGAACGCCUACACUCCAGUCAGCAUUCACGAGUCGCCCAGCCUCGACGACAACCUGUCCCAGUUCGACAAAUACCAAGUCGUUGUCCUCACCGGCGUUCCGAUCCAGUCACAAAAGCUCAUUGCCGACUACUGUCACUCCAAGGGCAUCUAUAUCGUCGUCGCUGAUACUUUUGGUCUGUUUGGAUCGCUCUUCUGUGAUUUCGGAAAGAAAUUCACCGUCGUCGACCCGACCGGCGAGACUCCAACUCACGGUAUCAUCGAAGGCAUCGAUGAGGAGGGCCUCGUAUCCGCUCUGGACGAGACCCGGCACGGCCUUGAGGACGGUGACUAUGUUACCUUCUCCGAGGUUGAGGGAAUGGAAGGUCUUAACGGCUGCGACCCCAAAAAGGUGACUGUCACUGGGCCAUAUACCUUCUCCAUUGGUGACGUCUCUGGCCUGGGCCAAUACAAGCGUGGUGGUAUCUACCAGCAGGUCAAGAUGCCCAAGAUCCUUGACUUCAAGAGCUACACCGAAUCCGUCAGGGAACCCGAAUUUCUCAUCUCCGACUAUGCCAAGUUUGACCGCCCCCAGCAGCUGCAUCUUGGAUUCCAGGCCCUGCAUGCCUUCCAGGUCGCCAGGGGCCGACUUCCCAACCCCAUGGACGAUGGCGAUGCUGCUGUUGUUAUUGGCGCCGCCAAGCAGUUUGCCGAAGAAGAAAAGCUAGAGAUUGAAGUCGAUGAGAAGCUCCUCAAAGAACUAAGUUACCAGGCCCUCGGAGAUCUCUGCCCCAUGGCUGCCUUCUUUGGCGGUGUUGCCGCCCAGGAAAUUCUCAAGGCCGUAUCUGGCAAGUUCCAUCCCAUCCAACAGUGGAUGUACUUUGACUCUUUAGAGUCUCUCCCCACAUCUACCAAGCGUACUGUCGAAACUUGCAAGCCUAUUGGCAGCCGGUAUGAUGGCCAAAUCGCCGUCUUUGGCAAGGAGUACCAGGAUAAGAUUGCGAACUUGAGGCAGUUCCUUGUUGGCGCUGGCGCCAUUGGCUGUGAAAUGCUCAAGAACUGGGCCAUGAUGGGACUGGGGUCGGGCCCCAACGGCAAGAUCUUUGUCACUGACAAUGACUCGAUUGAAAAGAGCAAUCUGAACCGUCAGUUCCUCUUCAGAGCUGCCGAUGUUGGUCACAUGAAGAGUGACUGCGCGGCUAGGGCAGUCCAGCGCAUGAACCCGGAUCUCGAGGGCCACAUCACGACCUUCCGUGACCGUGUCGGUGCCGAGACCGAAGAUGUCUUCAACGCCGAAUUCUGGAACGGCCUUGAUGGCGUCACCAAUGCCCUCGACAAUGUUGAAGCCAGAACCUACGUUGACAGACGCUGCAUCUUCUACCGCAAACCGCUGCUCGAGAGUGGUACUCUGGGCACCAAGGGUAACACUCAAGUUAUCUUGCCCAACAUGACUGAGUCAUACUCUUCUUCGCAGGAUCCUCCUGAGAAGGAAUUUCCUAUGUGCACAAUUCGCAGCUUCCCUAACCGUAUUGAGCACACAAUUGCCUGGGCCAAGGAACACAUGUUUGAGCGCUGCUUCGUGAACGCCCCUCAAACUGUCAACCUGUACUUGACUCAGCCAGACUUUUUGACCACCACACUCCAGCAGGGCGGCAACCAGAAGGAGGUCCUCGAGACUAUCCGCGACUACCUGACGGCAGAUCGCCCCAGAACCUUUGAGGACUGCAUUGCGUGGGCCAGAAAUCUGUUUGAGGUCGAGUUCGCCAACAAGAUCCAGCAGCUCCUCUAUAACUUCCCCAAGGAUUCCACCACAUCUUCCGGCAUGCCUUUCUGGUCUGGUGCCAAGCGCGCCCCUGACGCCCUCAAGUUUGACCCCAACAACCCCACACACUUUGGCUUCAUUGUUUCCGCCGCCAACCUCCACGCCUUCAACUACAACAUCAACUCCCCUGGCAAUGACAAGUCCAUCUACCUGCGCGAGCUCGAUAAUGUCAUUGUACCUGAUUUUAGCCCUGAUUCCAGUGUUAAGAUCCAGGCCGACGACAAGGAGCCUGACCCGAACAAGGACGUUCCCACGGACGAGGAUGAGCUCCAGAGUCUGACGGCGUCACUGCCAUCUCCAAGUAGCCUGGCAGGCUUCAAGCUGCAGCCUGUUGACUUUGAGAAGGAUGAUGACUCAAAUCACCACAUUGACUUCAUCACUGCAUGCAGCAAUUUGCGUGCUGAAAAUUACAAGAUCGAUGCUGCCGACCGACACAAGACCAAGUUCAUUGCCGGCAAGAUUAUCCCUGCCAUUGCCACCACCACCGCUCUUGUUACCGGUCUUGUUGUUCUUGAGCUGUACAAGGUCAUUGACGGCAAGGACGACAUUGAGCAGUUCAAGAAUGGAUUCAUCAACCUGGCGCUGCCCUUCUUCGGCUUCUCCGAGCCCAUCGCCAGCCCCAAGCUCGAGUACACUGGACCUGACGGCAAGGUCGUGCUGGACAAGAUUUGGGACCGUUACGAAGUUGGUGACAUUACGAUCCAGGAGCUAGUGGACUUUUUCAAGGCAAAGGGCUUGACGGUCCUUUCGCUCAGCCACAGCGUCAGCUUCUUGUUUGGAGCCUGGAUGCCGACUGCCAAGGCGCGUCUUCCGCUCAAGAUUAGCGAGGCGAUUCAGCAGGUGACCAAGAAGCCUGUGCCCGCGCACAUGAAGGAGCUGAUUGUAGAGGCCUUAGUGGAGGACGAGAAUGAGGAGGAUGUCGAUGUUCCUUAUGUCAAGGUGACCUUGGACUAA
Molecule: messenger RNA, 3075 nt
Organism: Akanthomyces muscarius
Lineage: Eukaryota; Fungi; Ascomycota; Sordariomycetes; Hypocreales; Cordycipitaceae
Exons: 3
Coding region: 1-3075 (1024 amino acids)
Biological process (GO): protein sumoylation
Cellular component (GO): SUMO activating enzyme complex; cytoplasm
Molecular function (GO): SUMO activating enzyme activity
Source: RefSeq, a predicted model, not a curated record